Molecule: messenger RNA, 1245 nt
Organism: Anneissia japonica
Lineage: Eukaryota; Metazoa; Echinodermata; Crinoidea; Comatulida; Comatulidae
Product: peripheral plasma membrane protein CASK-like
Exons: 11
Coding region: 202-1245 (347 amino acids)
Biological process (GO): protein phosphorylation
Cellular component (GO): cytoplasm; neuron projection
Molecular function (GO): ATP binding; calmodulin binding; calcium/calmodulin-dependent protein kinase activity
Source: RefSeq, a predicted model, not a curated record
AUGCGCCUUUGAAUUGCCCAGCCCUGUGCACUAAAUUCUAAUGUUGAAAAGUUGUUGAAGAGGUUGAAUAUUAAGAUUAUACGUUCUCUUAGGGAAUUUAUUUAGUUCUUCUGUUGAAAACCAAGUCUGUAAAAACAGGCGUCAUAGUAUUUUUUGGAAUUUAAUAUUUCGUAGGAUUGAGACUACGGGAGAUAGUGUACCAUGGCCGAGGAGGACCUUUUAUUCGACGAUGUUUAUGAACUAUGCGAAGUCAUUGGAAAAGGUCCUUUCAGCGAGGUGAGGCGAUGUAUCCACCGUGAGACUAGCCAGCAGUUUGCUGUCAAAAUUGUGGAUGUUGCUAAAUUCACUGCCAGUCCUGGAUUGAGCACAGAAGAUUUGAAACGAGAAGCAAGUAUCUGUCAUAUGUUAAAGCAUGCUCACAUCGUUGAACUACUGGAAACUUACAGCUCAGAUGGAAUGCUGUACAUGGUCUUUGAAUAUAUGGAUGGUGCAGAUCUAUGCUUUGAAAUUGUAAAAAGAGCCAAUUCAGGAUUUGUCUACAGUGAGGCAGUUUCCAGCCACUAUCUUCGUCAAAUUUUGGAAGCUCUGAAAUAUUGUCAUGAGAAUGAUAUAAUACAUAGAGAUAUAAAGCCACAUUGUGUUUUGUUAGCUACAAAGGAGAAUUCUGCGCCAGUAAAACUAGGAGGCUUUGGUAUUGCAAUUCAGCUUCCUGAGUCUGGUUUAAUAGCUGGAGGUCGUAUUGGAACGCCGCAUUUCAUGGCCCCGGAAGUGGUGAAGCGCCAGCCAUAUGGGAAACCGGUGGAUAUCUGGGGCUGCGGUGUGAUGAUGUACAUUCUUCUGAGUGGUAGUCUGCCAUUUUUUGGUACAAAAGAAAGACUCUUUGAUAUGAUCAUCAAAGGACGGUACAAUAUGAAACCAAGGCAGUGGGAAAACAUCUCAGACAGUGCCAAAGACUUGCUUACCAAGAUGCUGCAAAUCGACCCAAACCAACGUAUCACAGUGGAACAGGUCCUUGAUCACCCCUGGUUGAGGGAACGCGACAGAACUGCUCCUAAGAUUCAUCUGCAUGAGACUGUUGAGGAACUUAAGAAAUUCAAUGCCAGGAGGAAGCUUAAGGGAGCUGUGCUAGCGGCUGUCACAAGCAGCAAAUUUACAAGUUUCUAUAGUGACCCAAAUACAAAGCAUUUAACUGACUUCAGUCAUGAUGAUCCAACCUCCUCCGGUAAGUUGAAACUUCAGUCAUGA